AUGGUCAAAGUCUAUCUGAAUGAUGUUCUCGUCGCAGAGGGAGAGAAUCCACCCGUCGUAGAGGGAAACUACUACUUUCCCCCGAGUGCAAUCAAAAAGGAGUACUUUACAGACUCCCAGACACACACGACAUGCCCUUGGAAGGGCAAGGCAUCCUACUACAAUCUCAAUGUUGGAGAAACAAACGUCAACGACGCAGCUUGGUACUAUCCUGCUCCCAAGGACGCUGCAAAGAAUAUCGAGGGGCAUGUCGCAUUCUACAAGAACAAGGUCGUCAUCAAAGAGUAA
Messenger RNA from Serendipita indica DSM 11827, 288 nucleotides. NCBI's taxonomy places the organism in Eukaryota, Fungi, Basidiomycota, Agaricomycetes, Sebacinales, Serendipitaceae. The record is from the annotation of a GenBank genome assembly.